Molecule: messenger RNA, 1140 nt
Organism: Mucor mucedo
Lineage: Eukaryota; Fungi; Mucoromycota; Mucoromycetes; Mucorales; Mucoraceae
Product: putative peptidase
Exons: 4
Coding region: 188-715 (175 amino acids)
Biological process (GO): mitochondrial respiratory chain complex assembly
Cellular component (GO): mitochondrial inner membrane peptidase complex; membrane
Molecular function (GO): serine-type endopeptidase activity
Source: RefSeq, a predicted model, not a curated record
UAAAGAAAAGAAAAAUGUCAACGACAGGGCGGGAAUGAAUAUCACCCAUAAAAAAAAAUAUUUGCCGGCCCCAAACUGGGGUCCUCCCCUCCUUCCACCUCUUGGUGGCUUAUUAUCUCUCUCCCAGCAGCAACAGCAGCAGCAUCUCAACCCAUAAAAAAAUCCAAUUAUAAAUAAAAAAUAAAAAAUGGCCUUUAGUAACCCAUAUACACGCUCCGUGCUAAGUGCUUUAGCAUGGGUUCCUGUUGCCAUCUUUUUCGUAGACCAUGGCUAUAGUUACGCCGUCAUUAGCGGUCGUUCUAUGCAGCCAACAUUCAAUCCAGACUCCAACCUCAUGGAAAAAGACAUUGUCUUGUUAAACAAGUGGUCUACCACAGACCAUAAAUUCGAUAGAGGCCAAGUCGUCACUUUAAAAUCACCCAUCGAUCCCAAAGUCACCAUCACAAAACGUAUUCUUGCAUUACCGGGAGAUACCGUACAACCCCUUCGAAAAGACGAGAUUGUCCCCAUUCCUGCAGGUCAUGCUUGGGUAGAAGGCGAUGAGGCCUUUCAUUCGAGAGACAGUAACUCCUUUGGCACCGUUCCUAUUGGCUUGAUCAAUGCUAAAGUCACCUACAUUUUAUGGCCACCCAGUAGAUUUGGACCCGUUGAAAAGAAACCUGUCAAUAAGGACAGGGUUCAAACCAAUGUCUAUCAUCCUGGGCGUGAUGAAUAAUUCUCUCUCCCCACACCCUUUUUUUUUUGCAUAUAUGUAUGUAAUAAUAAACGGGAUUUCAAAAAAAAAAAAAAAAAAGGGUGUGUGGUUACUAUAGAAACGGGAUCUGUCAUAAAAUUAAGCCUGUCUUUAUAAGGACUUCCGUGAUAGAGUUUUUCUCAUAUUGAAGGGUGUCAUAAACCGCCAAGUUAAUCAUGGAGUGAAAAAUUUUUCUUUCUGUGCACAACUUGGUUAAGGAAUCUUUUAAUAUUUAGAAAAACAACUCCAAAGGACCAAAUAGCUCACCUUACUUAGGGGGAGAGGUUUUACAAACAGUCUUAUUUUAAAGUUGCAAUGAACUGUUAAACUUUCCCUCCCUCCCUCUCAAAAGGACAUUUUAUCAUUAAAAAUUUAAAUACAAAGAUUUGUUCUCAUAUAAUGAAAUA